Exophiala bonariae is the source of this 777-nucleotide messenger RNA. RefSeq lists its product as uncharacterized. Lineage: Eukaryota; Fungi; Ascomycota; Eurotiomycetes; Chaetothyriales; Herpotrichiellaceae. The transcript has a single exon. Bases 1 to 777 code for a protein of 258 amino acids. The record is from RefSeq and is a predicted model, not a curated record. Gene Ontology annotation, molecular function: oxidoreductase activity.
AUGCCUGUAGCAAUAGUGACAGGAGCCUCCCGCGGCAUCGGCAAGGCGAUCGCCCUGCAACUAUCAAUCGAUGGAUACGAUGUUGCCCUUGCAGAUAUUUCUUCUCAGUCCUCCGAGUUACACGAAGUCGGGGCGCAAGUUCAGCAGAACGGUCAACGGGGUUUGUGUAUACUCACGGACGUGAGUGAAGAAGAUGAUAUCAAGGCAAUGGUAGCAAAGACUGUACAAGAAUUUGGCGAAUUGAACACUCUGAUUGCGAACGCCGGUAUCGUGAAGCCGAACAGGCUGUUCGAUCAAACUAUGGAAGAGUGGGACCAAGUGAUGGGAGUCAACGCGAAAGGACUGUUCAUGUGCUAUCGAGAAGCGGGCAGGCAAAUGAUCAAGCAAGGCAAAGGGGGCAAGAUCAUCGGCGCCUGUUCGAACGCGGCUUUUCGCCCAUCUGCGUCAGGUGUGGCCUACUCAGCGAGUAAGUGGGCAGUCCGGGGCAUCACGCAGGUCGUCGCACUGGAGCUAGCGCAGUAUGGUAUUAAUGUAAAUGCAUAUUGCCCAGGCCCUGUUGAAACGGAAAUGUGGUCGGAAAUCGAUGCAAGCAUCUCAAAAAACACCGGUGCACCUCUGGGUUCGUCAUAUGAGCAGGCUGUACAGACGCGUAUGGCUCUCAAGCAGGCACUGACACCGGAGGAUAUAGCGCUGACGGUCAGCUUUCUUGCCAGUUCAAAAUCUAGGAACAUCACAGGUCAAAGCCUUCUUGUGGAUGGCGGACAAUAUUUCAGUUGA